Molecule: messenger RNA, 255 nt
Organism: Penicillium concentricum
Lineage: Eukaryota; Fungi; Ascomycota; Eurotiomycetes; Eurotiales; Aspergillaceae
Exons: 1
Coding region: 1-255 (84 amino acids)
Source: RefSeq, a predicted model, not a curated record
AUGGAUGGCCGCUGGCCACGCCUGAAACAACACUCCUGGGGGGAACCGCCGUGCGAUAGCCGCCCUUCGGGGCGUGAUUCGCGCGGUACGGACCCUCCUUCCGACGGCCCUAUGCCGCAGCCAACCCCCGUCCGCAAGGGCGACCCGGUUGGAACAACUGCGCGCAGACCGGUCCAGGAGAACUUAGCGGGGGCAAUUGGACGGUCGUGCGUCUUUCCUGGUACGCCGGGGAGGCCGCUACGGCUGGGGGCGUAA